This is a messenger RNA of Ostertagia ostertagi, 411 nucleotides long. Lineage: Eukaryota; Metazoa; Nematoda; Chromadorea; Rhabditida; Trichostrongylidae. The record is from the annotation of a GenBank genome assembly.
AUGGCAAACCGCACAGUGAAGGAAGCACAUACAGUCAAAGGGACAAAUCCACAGUUUCUUGUUGAAAAAAUCAUACGCCAACGAAUCUACGACAGUAAAUAUUGGAAGGAAAGCUGUUUCGCACUUAGCGCUGAUCUUAUUGUGGACAGAGCGCUUGAUCUUCGGUAUAUCGGUGGAAUCUAUGCAGGGAACGUAAAACCCACACCGUUUCUUUGUCUUGCCCUGAAAAUGCUACAGAUUCAACCCGAAAAGGACAUUAUUAUUGAGUUCAUACAACAAGAACAAAGCAAAUAUGCACGAGCACUAGGCGCUAUGUAUCUUCGACUUACAUUCACGUCUGUGGAGAUCUACAAAUAUCUCGAGCCGUUGUUCAACGAUUAUCGAAAGCUUCGAUAUAUGAACAAGCUAGGA